Paramecium pentaurelia is the source of this 727-nucleotide messenger RNA. The record is from the annotation of a GenBank genome assembly. NCBI's taxonomy places the organism in Eukaryota, Ciliophora, Oligohymenophorea, Peniculida, Parameciidae.
UAUGAUCCAUUCAGAUGAAAGUAGUGGAGAUCACUUCUCUCCCAAUUCUUAGUAUAAAACUUUCUUAUUUUAGACACAACAACAAUCCUAAUUCAAGUCUAAAAGAUAAUGGAAAGAAAUACGCAGUAAUUGAUCAUUAGAUUCGGGUUUAAUUGCUUAAACGUAUUUUAUCUAAAGCAGCAACAAUUAAAGAGGCAGCAAAAGAAUUUGGAGUCAAUUUUAGUACAGCAAAGGCCAUCUUAUAAACUUAUAGAAAAGAAGGAAGAAUUGGAAAAAAGAAAACUAGAGACAGAAACAAAAAAAAGAAAGAUGAUUCAGAUUAUCAUUUUAUAAAUACAAGAAAAGUGUAAUCUAUGUAUGAUUUGGAAAGAGAAGCUCCUUAACAUAGAAGAACAUUUUCACCUGAUUUGAGGGUUUGUUUAUUCUAAAUAACUAUUUUAGCCUGCUGAUAGGACUAUAAAUUAACAUCCAUCAAUAGUACAAUAGCAAUUAAAUUAUUUAAAUUCUUAAAGUUAGAUAGGUUCCACUCCAAAUUUAGAUGAACCUAAUGCUUAGAUGGCUUUAGCGAUAUGUUAAAGAGAGUUGGCCCAGUAAAAAAUGAUUAAUAUGCAAUUAUUAAUGAUGCUUCAAGUAUUCAUAUAUAUAUGUAUACUCUAGACUUAUCAAACUUAAGGUUAAUAAUUAUAGAUAGAAUAAGUCAAAGUAGAAUCAGAUAAAUAAAAUUGAA